AAACUUGCGCGGCAGCAUCACAUCCGUGGGUAGACUGUGUCUCCACGGCGUUGGGUCGGUAGCUCCCAUUCAUGUGCUACUGGUGAUUGUAGGAGGACGACGGUGGAACGAGGUGUUAAGAAACUGAUCGCCACAUGUCCACGACAACAGCUACCAGGUGACAUCUAUACUCCCGUGCGCGUGGCGCGUCUUUGAUUGUUUUGGACGUCUGGUAGGACAUCUAUCUGUAGUUUAUACAAGUGCAGCUGAUUUCUUCGCCCAGUAUGUCAGCACAAAAAGUGGCCCAGAAUUCAACGCGGGACACUACUGAGUUGGACGUUUUCCUGCCUCAGGAUGGUUCUAACCUCAAGGACGGCGUGAACAGUGGCAAAUACAAAGUGAACGUAACUCCGAAGGACCAAGAGGCUCUCUAUUUCAACAACGAUGACAAGGGCAGUUUCGAUCCAUUCAAGGAGAGGAAGUUGGAUCACCCCACCACGGACUGCGACACGCUGACGCAUCUGCUGAAGGCGUCCCUAGGUACUGGCAUUCUGGCGAUGCCCGACGCCUUCAAGAACGCGGGUCUCACGGCCGGAGUGAUCGGCACGGUCCUCGUGGCAAUCAUCUGCACGCACUGCGCCUAUAUCCUGGUGAAGUGCGCCCACGAGCUGUACUACAGGACGCGAGUGACGGCCAUGAGCUUCGCCGACGUUGGCGAAGUUGCUUUUGCCAAUGGUCCGCCAUGGGCUAGGAAGUUUUCCAAGAUUGCGAGGCAGACGAUUCUCGUGAGCCUCUUCCUGACGUACUUCGGAACGUGCAGUGUGUACACUGUUAUCGUGGGCAACAACUUCCAGCAGGUGAUAGAAUAUCACACCCAAACAGCCCUGGACCAGAGGGUGUACAUCGCAGCUCUACUGCUGCCCCUCAUACUGCUGGGGUGGGUACCAAACCUAAAGUACCUGGCCCCUGUCUCAAUGAUCGCCAACCUGUUCAUGGCUGUCGGCCUUGGAAUCACCAUCUAUUACCUGGUUCAAGAUAUUCCCGACGCAGCCACGCUGCCCCAGUUCAACGCGUCCUUAAACACAAUACCGCAGUUCUUCAGCAUCGUCAUAUUUGCCAUGGAAGCUAUCGGAGUGGUGAUGCCUUUGGAAAACAACAUGAAAUCACCACGUCACUUCCUUGGUCUGGGUGGAGUUCUCAACCAAGGGAUGGCUGGUGUGACUUUGAUCUACAUCCUGUUAGGAUUUUUGGGUUAUCUGAAAUAUGGUGAAAAAACUGAAGGAAGUAUCACCCUGAACCUUCCUCUCGAUGAAAUACCUGCGCAGUCAGUGAAGAUCUUGAUCGCACUUGCAGUUUACUGCACGUACGGCCUUCAGUUCUACGUGUGCCUUGAAAUCGCUUGGAACGGAGUCAAGGAUACUUUCACCAAGCGUCCCGUGAUAUCAGAAUACGCCAUUCGGACAUUCCUCGUUGUUUUAACAAUUGUGCUGGCUGUAGCUGUUCCCACAAUAAGCCCAUUCAUCAGUCUUAUCGGCGCAUUGUGCUUCUCGAUUCUUGGGCUUAUCGUGCCGGCCUUCAUAGAGGUCGUCACAUUCUGGGACCACGGACUUGGACCCGGGCGUUGGAGACUUUGGAAGAACGUUAUAGUCAGCAUAUUUGGCUUGAUGGCACUGGUUUUUGGUUCCUACACUAGCAUAAAAGAAAUUGCGAAACUUUAUACUGAUUCGCCAGAAUCAUGAAAUGUGUACGCAGUUAAUAACACAAGGCUGUUGCACCUCA
Molecule: messenger RNA, 1758 nt
Organism: Zootermopsis nevadensis
Lineage: Eukaryota; Metazoa; Arthropoda; Insecta; Blattodea; Termopsidae
Gene: path
Product: solute carrier family 36 member pathetic
Biological process (GO): amino acid transmembrane transport
Cellular component (GO): vacuolar membrane
Molecular function (GO): L-amino acid transmembrane transporter activity
Source: RefSeq, a predicted model, not a curated record